This is a messenger RNA of Phanerochaete carnosa HHB-10118-sp, 3105 nucleotides long. RefSeq lists its product as uncharacterized. Gene Ontology annotation, molecular function: protein dimerization activity. The transcript has 7 exons. The record is from RefSeq and is a predicted model, not a curated record. The coding region runs from base 1 to 3105 and encodes 1034 amino acids. NCBI's taxonomy places the organism in Eukaryota, Fungi, Basidiomycota, Agaricomycetes, Polyporales, Phanerochaetaceae.
AUGCCUCCGGGAAAGCCAAAGGACUGGGUGUGGGAUGAGUACAUUGUCCACCCUGACUACAAAACUUCCAAGCCACCUCCCGAGCACUCAGUCCAGGCAGGACAUGCAAAAGUGUUCUGUCAAGCGUGCCUCCGCGAGUGCACGCGCAUCCACAAGAAGGCUGACGAUCAGCUGAUUGAGGUGGGAUCUAUCCAACAGGGGCGAUCAGAUGCGGUCAUUCAGAACCUGCUCUGGAAUGCGGAGUACCAAAGUUCUGAUUGCGCAUGGAUCCAGGGAUGUACUGACACAAUGCGAAAUCAUCUAGCUCACUGCCAACAUCAGACCGAUCCCGUGAAGCAACGGGCAGCUGCUGCGAAAGCGGCUCUUCUGCGGAAGCGCAAGCACGAGCCGGAGCUGUACGACAAUUACAGCACCGGUGACCCCUACUACCCAGACGCAAACACUUCCAGAUCAUCUUCACAUCUGCAAGUCUAUGUUGUGGGUCCGUCUGGACCUGCCGGCCAGGCAUAUUUUGUCCCACCGCCGGAUUCAGCUCUCUUUGCAACUGCUGGCUCUCCGUCUGGACUGCCGGGCCCUUCACGGCUGCUAGAUACUACUUCACCAUUGUAUCCUGACUAUACUAGCCAACCUUCGCCAUUUUUUGGUCCGUCAUGUUCAGCAUCACCACCUACAGCCAGUUUUUUCGCAUCUGGAGCCUCGCUACCACCCUCUCGCUCAGCAUCUCCAUUCCCUCCUGCGAAGCAUCUGCGGGCCACUGACAUUCCGCCCUUACUUUCCCGAUCAUCCUCUCUUCCCAGCCGCCCACCCAGAUCACGCUCGGCAUCUGCGGCAGCAGCUGGGAGCCCUUUUGUAGAACGUCCUUGGACAGGUGCUCAGCAGUCUUUGUUUGAGCGCUGUCUAAUUCGCAUGACUGCGUCGUGUGGAUGGGCUCUCACAUGGGUGCAUAAUCCUGAGGUUCUUGUGUUCAUGGAAGAGCUCGUCCAUCUGGGAGCAAUCAUGCCAUCACGAGAUACUAUGACUCGCCGUAUUCUUCCUGAGACAUUGCAAGUCAUGCGAGCCGGGAACCUUGAACGCAUCCGGGAAGAGAAGGAUCCACUAGCUACCAUUCAGUUUGAUGGGUGGACCGCUCUCAACCACCAUCACUAUGACGCGUUCAUGGCAAAUAUCAGCAAGCUGAUUUAUUCGGUCAAGGUUUAUGACGUCUCCGCCCAUUGCAAGUCUGGAGAACGCCUCUUUGGACUUCUCAAAGAAGUUGCCGGCAUAGUCGAGAACCAGUGGAAGGUUGAGAUUGUGGCAACUUGCUCCGAUGCUGGGCCAGAUGCGAGCAAGGCUCGCAAGCUUUUUCUCAACUUUCGUAAGGACGUUAUCAGCAUUGAUUGUUAUGCGCAUCAGAUCAACCUUCUAGUCGGAACAUACUUCAAAAUUAGCUCUACAUGGUAUCACAAGUAUUCAAAGCUCGCAGAUGAGAUUAUUACAUGGAUACGGAGCAAGACCAUCAUGCAUUAUGCAUUGAAAGUAAAGCACGGUGCAAUGACAGGUACUGCAGGGCUUUCCGUGGUUCACGCAGUCAUCACACGGUGGACAGCUCAUUAUCUUGCAUAUCGGCGUCUUCUCGAGCUCCAUUUCGCCCUGCAAGCCCUUAUCAAAACUGAUCGCUCCCUUCCUGAGAACCAGCACUGCGUAAUCUUUGGAGAAGCCAGUGCGAAGCGCAAGGCCCUUUCCAUGAUUGUUGUGAUUGAAGAUCCAGACUUCUGGAAAGUGAUCCGAAGGAUCACAUCACAUCUGAGACCCCUUGCAAUUGCUGUGAACAUUGCCCAGGCAUCCCAUAUUUGCCUUGAUCAGAUCCUGCUUAUCUUUGCCCUCUUAUGGCUCCGAUACAACGAGCUUUUGUCUCAAGAUGAUGCAUCUGUGCAUCUCGAGAUGACAAAGGCCAUCGAGGCUCGCUGGUCCAAGGCCGAUCAAGACGUCUUCAUCACUGCGCUCAUCCUCAACCUGUUCUACAAGACACGUCCAUUCAAGGCCCUCAAUUGUCUCACCCCUGGUGGCAUCUAUGCAUUACUCUGCCGUCUCUGGCGGCGCUUCUUCCUGAACAACAGCGGCUCAACAGACUCGCAACCACCAAGAAGCUUGCUUCAAGAAGUCCAGCAGUAUCUGGAGGGUUCAGGUGACUUCGCGUGCUUGCGCGAAGUUGUUGCUAACCAGUGGUCUACUGCUUUGAAGAUGGGAACGUCUCCUGACCCACUGAGUGCCUGGAAGUCUUGCCAGCACCCACACUUACCUAUGCGACCACUUUAUAGGCUUGCCCGACGCAUCUUGUCGGUGUGUGCGAACUCAGCAUCGUGCGAGCGGCUCUUCAGCACCUUAGGAAAUAUUCUCACGAAGCUGCGCAACUGCAUGGGCAACAUGAUGCUUCUCUCACUCGCAGAGAUGAAGCUGCUCAUUCGCGAUGAGCAUCUCCGAGAUGGAAAGCUCAAAGAGCGCCUCAAGCACCACAUUGACACCGACCGACGCCUUGCCCAGAAGGCCGUAUCAAUGCCGUUGUCAGCACCAUCACUUCUCCCGAUCGCUCCGUCUCCCCUCUCCCAAGCUCCGCUUUCGCACCAGGUCUCACUUGAGCCUGCCAUGCUACCGACCACUCCGGUACCUUGCUCGGUAGCAGUCACCAGCGCUGCUCCCACCACCGCAGUUUCCCGUGCACUCCCCGGAGCCGCCCCCACCAAAAUGGUCGCAGAGGCUGCAGACGUUUCUGGAGAAGACAUGCCUCUGACUGUGCACGAGUCUACUGAUGAACUCAUUCACCUUGCGGCAGACAUGGCAUCCGAAGCUGCCGAGAAUGAGCUUGCGGCAGAGUACAGCAGGCUGUUUCCAACUGCAUACAAGAUCAAGCUCGAAGAUCUAAUCGAUUUUCAGGUAUCCUUCUGGUCUGAGGCAUGCGAGAGAGUUGGCGAUAGGGGUCUCAAUGACGAGAUGGAGCUGUGCGAGCUGUUAGAGUCGGUCAAUCCUGUGCCGAGCACAGCUGCUGGUGCUGGCCCACAUGGUCAGGGUGCAGACUUGUCCUCUCAACCCGAGCUCGAUGGAGGUGCCGAGAGCAUUCUUGUAUCUUAA